CCCCUCUCUGACAAAUUAUUUUCAUCAUGUUCAAGCUCGCGCGCAGCAGCCGUCCUGUCGCUGCAGCUAUCAGAGCUGCGACGGUGAGAUAUUUUCCUGUGCUAUUUUGAUAAUAUUACAUGAUACCAUAUCUAUUAGCAUCAAAUUGAGCUUGCUGACAUUGCGAUUUUGGUAGGAAUCCUCCGUCCAAUCCAGAUUGGCUCAGCAACAGAGAAACCUGUCCAUUCACGAAUACCUCUCUGCCCGUCUUCUCAAGUCCGUACGUUGUCGGAAACGUUCACUCGAUAUUUCGCAGAUCUAAGAUGACUGACCGGAUGGCAGUAUGGCGUCGGAGUUCCCAAGGGUGAGGUCGCCCACUCGGCGGAGGAAGCUGAGGCUGUCGCCAAGUCAAUCGGUAUAUAUGAGCCCUUAACAGACAAGCUGGACCGCGGUUUACUGAGACAAACACUUUAGGGAACGAUGACAUGGUGAUCAAGGCUCAGGUUCUUGCUGGUGGCCGUGGUAAGGGUUCCUUCGACAAUGGCCUUAAGGGAGGUGUGCGCGUUAUCUACUCCCCAACCGAGGCCAAGAUGUUCGCUAGCCAGAUGAUCGGACACAAGCUCAUCACCAAGCAGACUGGUGCUGCUGGUCGCCUUUGCAACGCAGUCUACAUUUGUGAGCGCAAGUUCGCUCGUCGUGAAUUCUACCUUGCCGUCCUCAUGGACCGCGCAACUCAGUCCCCCGUCAUUGUUGCCUCAUCGCAAGGUGGUAUGGACAUUGAGGCAGUUGCCAAGGAACACCCUGAGGCUAUCAUGACAACUCCUGUUGACAUCAAGGUCGGCGUGACUGAUGACAUUGCCCGCAAGAUUGCUACCGAUCUUGGCUUCUCUGAGCAGUGCAUCGAGGAUGCCAAGACAACCAUCCAGAACCUGUACAAGGUCUUCAUGGAGAAGGACGCUACUCAGAUUGAGAUCAACCCUCUGUCUGAGACCUCUGACCACCAGGUUCUGGCUAUGGACGCCAAGCUGAACUUUGAUGACAACGCUGAGUUCAGACAGAAGGAGGUCUUCUCGUGGAGAGACACUACUCAGGAAGACGCCGAUGAGGUCAAGGCUGCUGAGUACGGCUUGAACUUCAUCAAGCUGGAUGGUGACAUUGGAUGCCUAGUCAACGGUGCUGGUCUCGCCAUGGCCACCAUGGAUAUCAUCAAGCUCAAUGGCGGAAGCCCCGCCAACUUCCUUGAUGUUGGUGGUGGUGCUACUCCCGCCGCUAUCAAGUCUGCUUUUGAGCUCAUCACCAGCGACCCCAAGGUCACUGCCAUCUUCGUUAACAUCUUCGGUGGUAUCGUCCGCUGCGAUGCUAUCGCCCAGGGUUUGAUCAAUGUCGUGGAGGAUAUGGGUCUGCGCAUCCCCAUCGUUGCUCGGUUGCAGGGCACCAACAUGGAGCAGGCUCAGAAGCUGAUCAACGAGUCCGGUCUUAAGAUCUUCUCCAUUGAGGACCUCCAGAGCGCCGCCGAGAAGUCCGUCCAGUUCUCCAAGGUCGUCAAGAUGGCCCGUGAGAUUGACGUCGGUGUCGAGUUCACCCUUGGUAUCUAAACCCCGUCGGUUUGAGAUAGUCCAGCAUGUGUCAUCGCCUAAUGUUUCACCUUUCUGUCUUCUCUUUCGUGAUUUCCCUUUUUACUUUCCUUUGAUUACAUGGGUGAUGACAUGGUUGGAAAUACCAAAUGGACUACCUACCGGGGACCUCAAAUUCACCGCCCUCGUGAUACUACUGUGAAUGGUUGAUCAGCGAUACGGAUGCUGAAUUGCGAGGGCGCGAGUCGGUCAGAAUAUAUUAGUAAAUUGGGCUAGUAUAAUAGUGAAAUCCGCACAGUACGCGGAUGGCAGGGUGGCAUAAUCAUAGAGAGCAUUGAUGGUUCUGUAUAUCGUCCAUAUCUAUUCUUUUUUUCCUUUUCCUUUCCUUUUGUCAAUGUAUUUCUUGUCGAUUCGGUAUUCUAUCGAUCCAAAUAUCUGUUCCUCUAAGCGCCUCAGCUGUCGAACCAGACAAAAGCUCAAGACCUUC
This is a messenger RNA of Aspergillus novofumigatus IBT 16806, 2040 nucleotides long. Its product is annotated as succinate--CoA ligase (GDP-forming) subunit beta. Gene Ontology annotation, biological process: tricarboxylic acid cycle; succinyl-CoA metabolic process. Gene Ontology annotation, cellular component: succinate-CoA ligase complex; mitochondrion. Gene Ontology annotation, molecular function: ATP binding; succinate-CoA ligase (ADP-forming) activity. Lineage: Eukaryota; Fungi; Ascomycota; Eurotiomycetes; Eurotiales; Aspergillaceae. The transcript is spliced from 5 exons. The record is from RefSeq and is a predicted model, not a curated record. Bases 465 to 1574 code for a protein of 369 amino acids.